CUCAAAACCAACCACCAGCCAAUCAUUCCAAGUCUUGGACAUAAAUGAGACCAGAUUGCGCUUCACUCAUCGAUUGAACAUCAUGGAAUAACCUCACUCGUUCUUUUUUCUCGUCUUGUAUUUGUUUACUGUCGUGCUUCGAUGAGACCUUGAUGACCACAAGCCAUGGCGCCUAAACAACGUAAACCCACCCCAGGGUCCUCCUCAGCUUCGGGGUCCUCCCCCGCAAAAGCCAUCCCCCAUAUCGACCCCAACAGUUCCUUCACCCCCGAAUCUUUCGAGAAGGAACUCAAGUCUCUCGCUCAAAAAGCACAGUCUGAGACAACCUUGCAUUACUUGACAGAGCAAUCCAUCAUCUAUCUCAAAUCAGCCGCCUUGCUCUCCCUCAUUGCGCUGUACUCCACCGUCUCUCAGCUCAAUCUCUCCCCAACUUACGGCUCCAUUCCAUCAUCAAAAUGGCACUCCAAGCUUAUCAUGGCCGGGUGUUUCGCUGGAUGGUCAACUAACCUCACUCUCAACCGGGUCUUGCCGUUCAAGCCCGAGAAGCUAUUGCCCCUGCUGGCUGUUUAUGUCCCCGUCGUCCAGUUCUUCUUGGGGAAGGUCAGCUCAACACUGACGGCACAAUGGGGACCUUUGAUCACGGAGGGACUGACGCUAUUACCACUGGUGACAAUCAGUGCGGCUUGUGUGGCUACCUACCUCGAGGGUGCAGAUUUGCCUGGCUUCUUGCCAAGCUGGAUUCGGGACGCCUUGCCAGGACUGGGCGGUUAUGGGUUUUACAAGCUUUCAGAAAAGAUUCUGGGCGGGUUGGCUGAGGAGCAUAUUGGACAGUCAGUGUUAAACACAAGAGUGGGCAUGGAGCUGGCAUUGGCCGGAAGUUAUGCGGCUUUGGCGCCAUCAAAGUUGCUGGUUUUUGCUUUGCCAGCCCUUUUGCAUACUGCGCUGCUGAACACACAUCUUCCUACUGGAAAUGCGCUUGCGAAGUUAAACAAGGGUUUGGAGAGCGUUGGUUAUGUGGUUUUGGACAGGAAGGAGAGUUUGACGGGAUACGUCUCGGUUGUGGACAGCCCGAAGGAGGGAUACAGGGUCAUGAGAUGUGAUCACUCUUUGUUGGGUGGUGAGUGGGUCAAGUUCUUGAACCAGGGACAGUUCAAGGGCAACCAGGUUGCUGAGCCUAUUUAUGGUGUUUUUGCCAUGCUCGAGGCAGUGAGAUUGGUCAAGACCACUGAGAAGAUCAAGGAUCAUGAGGCGAAAGCUCUCGUCAUCGGUCUCGGCAUCGGCACCACCCCCGCUGCUCUUGUGGCACAUGGCAUCGACACCACUGUCGUCGAAAUCGAUCCUGUGGUGCACGAAUUUGCCCUCGAAUAUUUCCAGCUCCCCAAGAACCAUACCGCUGUCAUUGAGGAUGCGGUCACUUACACCUCCCGUCUGGCAGCUGACGAAAAAGGGCAGCGCUUCGAUUACAUCGUCCAUGACGUCUUCACCGGUGGCGCUGAACCCAUUCCCCUCUUUACUCUCGAGUUCCUCCAGAACCUGAACGCGCUGCUCAAGCCAAACGGAGUCAUUGCCAUCAACUACGCCGGAGACUUCGCCCUCCCCCCACCCCGCAUCGUCACCAACACUAUCCGCUCUGUCUUCCCCGCUUGCCGUGCCUUCCGUGAGCACCCGCGCGACAUGGAGGAUUUCACCAAGAACCAGAGGGACUUCACCAACAUGGUCAUGUUCUGCACCAAGGAUCCUUCUGGAGAAGUCAAGUUCAGGCAUCCUAACAACAGAGACCUGCUAAACAGCCCGUCGAGACAAGCGUUCUUGUAUCCUCAGCAUGAAGUCAAAGAGGAGGACUUUGUCAAGGCUGAGGGAGAGGCUGAGGGAGUGUUGAGGGCGAAUGAUACCGAGAGAUUGGUCAAGUGGCAUGAAAGCAGUGCAAUGGGGCACUGGGGCAUCAUGAGAACUGUGUUGCCGGAUGCGGUUUGGGAGGAGUGGUGA
This is a messenger RNA of Podospora pseudocomata, 1986 nucleotides long. RefSeq lists its product as uncharacterized. Gene Ontology annotation, biological process: polyamine biosynthetic process. Lineage: Eukaryota; Fungi; Ascomycota; Sordariomycetes; Sordariales; Podosporaceae. The record is from RefSeq and is a predicted model, not a curated record. Bases 166 to 1986 code for a protein of 606 amino acids. The transcript has 3 exons.